UGAAAAUGGGACGCUCCAGCCUCCGUUUGGCCAUGUGGAAUGCGUCUUUAUCCUUGGCACUGAUGUGCACGGUGCUCUACCGCGUGGAAGGAUUGCCUCAUCCCCCGGCCACCUCAUCAGCGCCGAUGGUAGAAGCGCCCUACGACAACAAGUUUGACAACGUGGACCUGGAUGAGAUCCUGAACCAGGAACGUCUGCUUAACAACUAUAUCAAAUGUUUGGAAGGCACUGGACCCUGCACUCCCGAUGGCAGGAUGCUAAAGGAAAUCCUACCCGAUGCCAUUAUGACCGAAUGCACCAAAUGUACAGAGAAGCAGCGUUUGGGAGCUGAGAAGGUAACAAACCAUCUCAUUGACAAUCGUCCGUUGGACUGGGAGCGACUGGAGAAGAUCUACGAUCCGGAGGGAACCUAUCGCAUUAAAUACCAGAAGAUGAAGGCCACUGUUGUUGAGCAAGCUUAAUUGUAACUUAUCUUUUACUUACUUAUUUAUGCACUAAAGAAAGUUAAGACUACUUUCAACUUGA
Messenger RNA from Drosophila serrata, 525 nucleotides. RefSeq names its product antennal protein 10 (gene a10). The record is from RefSeq and is a predicted model, not a curated record. NCBI's taxonomy places the organism in Eukaryota, Metazoa, Arthropoda, Insecta, Diptera, Drosophilidae.